AUGAUGGCAUUCCAGUUGCCAUUCUCAGUGAUCGUUAUACUAGCGGUGGCACCGGUGCUCAUAUUAUGUCAACCCUCAGCCACCUCUGGUGAUACACACUGUGACAACAGUCACUGCCCACAAGUAGAUCCCAAGAAGUUGAACGUACAUCUGGUUCUCCACACUCACGAUGACGUUGGAUGGACUAAGACAGUCGACCAAUACUUCUAUGGCUCGCAUACCAGUGACAUCUGGAAGGCAGGCGUUCAGUAUAUCAUCGAUUCUGUGGUGCAAUCGCUUCUGGAGGACCCAAAUCGGAAGUUCAUAUACGUUGAAACGGCAUUCUUCUGGAAGUGGUGGAAACAACAGACUCAUGAACUCCAGGAAAAAGUUAAGAAUCUGGUCAAUACAGGUCAAUUAGAGUUCAUCGGGGGUGGGAUGAGUAUGAAUGACGAGGCGGCUGCACAUUACCACUCUAUCAUAGACCAGAUGACAUGGGGUCACCGGCGCCUACAGGACACGUUUGGACGGUGCGGUAUACCGUCGAUCGGGUGGCAAAUAGACCCGUUUGGCCACAGCCGAGAACAGGCCAACCUAUUCGCACAAAUGGGUUUCAACGCUAUGUUUUUCAUGCGAUUGGACUAUCAGGACAGGGAUCUGAGAAAGGCUGAGAAGCGCAUGGAGUUGAUAUGGCAGGGAAGCGAUGACCUGGGAAGUGCUUCAGACAUAUUCGCACAUAUUAUGGAUGUGGGCUCAGGAUAUGGUAUGAAUCGACGGAUCAAUGAUAUGUCUAUUUAUGUCCACACGAGUCCCGUUCCCGGAUUCAAUUGGGACGUAGCGAUGCAGCCAUUCGGUGGCGCCGACGACCCCUUUGUCGACGACCCCGAGUCUGAGGACUAUAAUGUGAACGAAAUUGUGGACAAAUUCAUAAACUUUGUGAACCAAUAUUCCGUCUUUUAUGGCACUAAUAACGUGAUGCUCCCAAUGGGCACAGACUUCUACUUCCAAACGGCCGGCCCCUGGUUUAAGAAUAUGGAUAAACUCAUCAAAUAUGUGAACGCGAGACAAGUGAACGGCUCUAAUAUUAACGCUUUCUACUCAACCCCGUCCUGUUAUGCUCAUGGGGUGCAUAUGGCUAACCAUACCCUCACCACCAAAAGGGACGACUUCUUCCCGCACGCAAACAAACCGCACGCCUAUUGGACGGGAUAUUACACGAGUAGACCCGCUUUGAAACGCUAUGAAAAAGUCGGCAAUAAUUUCCUUCAGGUCUGCAAACAGUUGGAUGUUUUAAGUUUGAAUAAUGGAGUUAAUGAUGAAGUGAUAUCUGGUUUGAGGGAAUGGAUGGGUGUUUUGCAACAUCACGACGCCGUCUCCGGUACUGAAACUCAACGCGUGGCUAAUAAUUAUGCGCUUAAAUUGUAUAAAACUAUUGAAAAAUGUCAGUCAGUUGUCAAUCAGUCACUGAAUACAUUGAUUGCAAAAUCUGAUCCGACAUUAAAUCAAUUAUUUUGUAACGCUUUGAAUGUGAGCGCCUGUGCUGUCACUGAAGGCACUGAUAAUCUGGCGGUUACUAUAUAUAACCCUUUCGGACAUAAUGUCAAUCCAGUUAUCAGACUACCCGUCACUUCGAAAGCCUACAAAGUUUUAGAUCCGAAGGGAACUGCAGUCAAAUCAGAUAUCGUUCCCAUUCCUCCCGCUGUACUGAAUUUGGCGGAAAGGGUUAGAGCCUACAAAGUUUUAGAUCCGAAGGGAACUGCAGUCAAAUCAGAUAUCGUUCCCAUUCCUCCCGCUGUACUGAAUUUGGCGGAAAGGGUUAGUAAAGCAAAGGAUGAACUCGUGUUUGAAGCACAGGUACCGGCCCUUGGAUUUGCAACUUAUCUGUUGAAAGCAAACGGACCACAGAAUGGCGUAAAUGAAGCGAAAGUGACUAAAAUAACGGAAGCCUUUGCCGUAAAAUCUAAAUCUAUGAACAUUUUAUUUGACAAAACGGUUUUAAAUACUAUAAGGCAAAGGACAAUACUGGUGCUGAGCAACAAGCUUCUGGAGCUUAUGAAAUGCAAAUCAGUUGUCAAUCAGUCACUGAAUACAUUGAUUGCAAAAUCUGAUCCGACAUUAAAUCAAUUAUUUUGUAACGCUUUGAAUGUGAGCGCCUGUGCUGUCACUGAAGGCACUGAUAAUCUGGCGGUUACUGUAUAUAACCCUUUCGGACAUAAUGUCAAUCCAGUUAUCAGACUACCCGUCACUACAAAGAAUUAUAAAGUGUUGGAUCCGAAAGGAAAAGAUGUCAAAUCAGAUAUCGUUCCCAUUCCUCCCGCUGUACUGAAUUUGGCGGAAAGGGUUAGUAAAGCAAAGGAUAAACUCGUGUUUGAAGCACAGGUACCGGCCCUUGGAUUUGCAACUUAUCUGUUGAAAGCAAACGGACCACAGAAUGGAGUAAAUGAGGCGAAAGUGACUAAAAUAACGGAAGCCUUUGCCGUAAAAUCUAAAUCUAUGAACAUUUUAUUCGACAAAACGGGUGCUUUGAAUGCAAUUCAGUUGAACAAUGGAAAGACAAUUGAAUUUAAACAUAGUUUUAAAUACUAUAAGGCAAAGGACAAUACUGGUGCUGAGCAACAAGCUUCUGGAGCUUAUGUGUUCAGACCGGAUGGCAAUACACCGCUGGACUAUAAAUCAGAACUUCAAUCAGAAUUAGUGGAGACAUCAGAUGUUAAGGAAGUCCGCCAAUCGAUUGGAGACUAUAUUUCACAAGUGAUCAGAAUUACACCAAACAAUCGGCAAAGAGAUUAUCUCUCGAUGGGAGACAAACCUCACCACAAAUGGUCUCUUCUAAUCGGACCCAUUCCUGUGGACGACAAGAUCGGCAAAGAGAUUAUCUCUCGAUGGGAGACAAACCUCACCACAAAUGGUCUCUUUUAUACCGACGCCAAUGGACGACAACUACUGGAGAGAAAGCGUGAUUUCAGGCCCACUUGGGUCGUGAAUAUUACAGAACCAGUUUCAGGAAACUAUUAUCCCGUCAACAGUCGGAUAAUCAUUAAAGAUGUCAAACAAGACAUUCAAAUGACUGUUUUGAACGACAGAUCACAGGGAGGAUCGAGUAUUAAAGACGGAAGCGUUGAGCUAAUGGUUCAUAGGAGAGACAUCUUUGAUGAUUCUUUUGGUGUUUGGGAAGCACUCAAUGAGUCGGGAGUUGAUGGGAAAGGGUUACAAAUUAAAGGCAAGUUUUGGGUGAUUUUGUCCAAUAUUUCGGACUCAACUGAAUUUCACAGACAUAUGGCACAGACUGUGUAUUUAGAGCCUUUGGUUACUUUUGGCAAAUAUAGCGGUUCUGAAGAGGAAUACCUGAAGAGCCAUAAAACCCAAUACUCGGGUCUCACCAAAGAAUUGCCAAAAAAUGUUCACUUAUUAACGUUAGAGCAGUGGAAGGGGUCGUCAUAUUUGCUACGAUUGGAGCACUUCUACCAACAAAACGAAUCGCAAACUCUGUCCAAACCGGUAACCCUUGACCUCAAAGACCUCUUCACACCGUUUGUGGUGACGGCAGCAGUGGAGACGACAUUGAGUGCCACUCAAGACAAGAAGACAGCGAAACGAUUGCAAUUCAAAUCAAACGCCGAAACGAAUCGUUUUGAACCGAAAAGAGUGGACUUCUCUGCGGACGACCUCUCAGUCACUCUCAACCCAAUGGAAAUCAGGACUUUUAUUAUCACUGUUCAGAACCGAUAG
Oppiella nova is the source of this 3708-nucleotide messenger RNA. NCBI's taxonomy places the organism in Eukaryota, Metazoa, Arthropoda, Arachnida, Sarcoptiformes, Oppiidae. The record is from the annotation of a GenBank genome assembly.